Pipistrellus kuhlii (Kuhl's pipistrelle) is the source of this 5651-nucleotide messenger RNA. It is a transcript of the gene ASAP1, whose product is annotated as ArfGAP with SH3 domain, ankyrin repeat and PH domain 1. The transcript is spliced from 32 exons. Gene Ontology annotation, molecular function: GTPase activator activity; protein binding. Gene Ontology annotation, cellular component: cytoplasm. The coding region runs from base 174 to 3608 and encodes 1144 amino acids. Gene Ontology annotation, biological process: positive regulation of GTPase activity. NCBI's taxonomy places the organism in Eukaryota, Metazoa, Chordata, Mammalia, Chiroptera, Vespertilionidae. The record is from RefSeq and is a predicted model, not a curated record.
CCGCCCGCCUCCCUCCCCGCGGCCCCGCCAUCCGCUCCGCAGCCGCGAUCGCUCGGCCGAGGGGCCGGGGCGCGGGCGUGUGCGCCGCCGCCGCAGCCGGGGAGCCCGCGAUGGAAUAAUGCCCAGCGGCCCGCCGGUCCCGGUCGUCUUCUGGUGCGUGUGACACCUGAGACAUGAGAUCGUCAGCCUGCCGGCUCUCCAGUUUUUCGAGAGACACACUAUGGAAUCGGAUGCCGGACCAGAUCUCCGUGUCCGAGUUCAUCGCCGAGACCACCGAGGACUACAACUCGCCCACGACGUCCAGCUUCACCACGCGGCUGCACAACUGCAGGAACACCGUGACGCUGCUGGAGGAGGCGCUAGACCAAGAUAGAACAGCUUUGCAGAAGGUGAAGAAGUCUGUGAAAGCCAUCUACAACUCUGGUCAAGACCAUGUACAAAAUGAGGAAAACUAUGCCCAAGUUCUGGACAAGUUCGGGAGUAAUUUUUUAAGUCGAGACAACCCGGACCUCGGCACCGCUUUCGUCAAAUUUUCGACUCUCACGAAGGAGCUGUCCACCCUGCUGAAAAACCUGCUCCAGGGGCUGAGCCACAACGUGAUCUUCACUUUGGACUCCCUGCUGAAAGGAGACCUCAAGGGAGUCAAAGGAGAUCUUAAGAAGCCAUUUGACAAAGCUUGGAAAGAUUAUGAGACAAAGUUCACGAAAAUUGAGAAGGAGAAGAGAGAGCAUGCGAAGCAGCACGGGAUGAUCCGCACGGAGAUCACGGGGGCGGAGAUCGCGGAGGAGAUGGAGAAGGAGCGGCGCCUCUUCCAGCUGCAGAUGUGCGAGUAUCUCAUCAAAGUCAACGAGAUCAAGACCAAAAAGGGCGUGGACCUGCUGCAGAAUCUCAUCAAGUACUACCACGCCCAGUGCAAUUUCUUUCAAGAUGGCUUGAAAACGGCUGACAAGUUGAAACAAUACAUUGAAAAACUGGCUGCUGACUUAUAUAACAUAAAACAAACCCAGGAUGAAGAAAAGAAACAGCUAACCGCCCUCCGGGACUUAAUAAAGUCCUCUCUCCAGCUCGAUCAGAAAGAAUCUAGGAGAGAUUCCCAGAGCCGCCAGGGCGGGUACAGCAUGCACCAGCUCCAGGGCAACAAGGAGUACGGCAGCGAGAAGAAGGGGUACCUGCUGAAGAAAAGCGACGGGAUCCGCAAAGUGUGGCAGAGGAGGAAGUGCGCGGUCAAGAACGGGAUGCUGACCAUCUCCCACGCCACGGCUAACAGGCAGCCAGCCAAGUUGAACCUCCUCACCUGCCAGGUGAAGCCGAAUGCCGAGGACAAGAAGUCUUUUGACCUGAUCUCACAUAACAGGACGUAUCACUUCCAGGCAGAAGACGAGCAGGAUUAUGUAGCAUGGAUCUCAGUGCUGACAAACAGCAAAGAGGAGGCCCUGACCAUGGCCUUCCGCGGGGAGCAGAGCACGGGCGAGAACAGCCUGGAGGACCUGACCAAAGCCAUCAUCGAGGACGUCCAGCGGCUGCCUGGCAACGACGUCUGCUGCGACUGCGGCUCUUCAGAACCCACCUGGCUUUCGACCAACCUGGGUAUUUUGACCUGCAUCGAAUGUUCUGGAAUCCACAGGGAAAUGGGUGUCCAUAUUUCCCGCAUCCAGUCUCUGGAACUAGACAAGCUGGGAACUUCUGAACUCUUGCUGGCCAAGACCAUCGGGAACAAUAGUUUCAAUGAUAUUAUGGAAGCCAAUUUACCCAGCCCCUCACCGAAGCCUACCCCAAUGAGCGACAUGACCGCACGGAAAGAGUACAUCACGGCGAAGUACGUGGACCAUCGGUUCUCCAGGAAGACCUGCUCCUCUCCGUCGGCUAAGCUGAACGAGCUGAUGGAGGCCGUGCGGUCCCGGGACCUGCUUGCCCUCGUCCAGGUCUACGCGGAAGGCGUGGAGCUCAUGGAGCCGCUGCUGGAGCCCGGGCAGGAGCCCGGGGAGACCGCCCUUCAUCUUGCAGUCCGAACUGCAGACCAGACAUCUCUCCAUUUGGUUGACUUCCUUGUCCAAAACUGUGGGAACCUGGACAAGCAGACAGCCCUGGGGAACACGGCCCUGCACUACUGCAGCAUGUUCGAGAAGCCCGAGUGCCUGAAGCUGCUGCUCCGGAGCAAGCCCACCGUGGACGUGGUGAACCAGGCUGGAGAGACUGCCCUCGACAUAGCAAGGAGACUGAAAGCCACCCAGUGUGAAGAUCUGCUCCAGGCCGCUGCGGACCUCGGUGCCCAUAACCCGGGGAAGGGAGAGAUAGGAAAGCUUUCCCAGGCCAAGUCCGGGAAGUUCAACCCGCACGUGCACGUGGAGUACGAGUGGAACCUGCGCCAGGAGGAGAUGGACGAGAGCGACGACGACCUGGACGACAAGCCGAGCCCCAUCAAGAAGGAGCGCUCUCCGCGCCCCCAGAGCUUCUGCCACUCCUCCAGCAUCUCCCCCCAGGACAAGCUGGCGCAGCCGGGCUUCGGCACCCCGCGGGACAAGCAGCGGCUCUCCUACAGCGCCUUCCCCAACCAGAUCUUCACCUCCACCAGCACGGACUCGCCCACAUCGCCCACCUCGGAGGCACCUCCGCUGCCUCCUCGAAACGCCGGCAAAGGUCCCCCCGGCCCGCCUUCCACGCUCCCGCUCGGCAUGCAGUCCUCCGGCAGCGGCACCUCCACCCUGUCCAAGAAGCGGCCCCCACCGCCGCCCCCCGGGCACAAGAGAACCCUGUCGGACCCUCCCAGCCCACUACCUCACGGGCCCUCCAGCAAAGGCGCGGUUACCUGGGGUAACGACAUGGGUCCAUCCUCGUCCAGUAAGACCACAAACAAGUUCGAGGGGCUGUCUCAGCAGGCGAGCACCGGUUCCGCGAAGUCUGCCCUUGGCCCACGAGUUCUGCCUAAACUACCUCAGAAAGUGGCCCUCCGGAAGACCGAGACCAGCCACCAUCUCUCCCUGGACAAGGCCAGCAUCCCGCCCGAAGGCGCCCUGAAACCGGCGCCGCCGGCAGACCUGCCCCCGAAGCCCACCGACCUGGCGCCCAGGCCCCAGAUGGGAGACCUGCCGCCGAAGCCGGGAGAACUGCCGCCCAAGCCUCAGCUGGGCGACCUGCCCCCCAAGCCCCACCUCUCAGACCUGCCCCCCAAGCCACAUAUGAAGGACCUGCCCCCCAAGCCGCAGCUGGCGGACCUGCUGGCCAAGGCCCCGCCGGGCGAGGCCCCGCCCAAGGCCCCGCCCGCCGACGGCGCCCUCAAGUCGCACUCGCUGGACCUCUCCCCGAACGUGCCGGCCCGGGACGCCCUCCAGAAGCAGGCCUCCGAGGACACCAACGACCUGACGCCCACCCUGCCCGAGAUGCCCGUUCCGCUGCCCAGGAAGAUCAACACGGGGAAGAACAAGGUGCGGCGCGUCAAGACCAUCUACGACUGCCAGGCCGACAACGACGACGAGCUGACCUUCCUCGAGGGCGAGGUGAUCGUCGUCACGGGGGAGGAGGACCAGGAGUGGUGGAUCGGCCACAUCGAGGGAGAGCCCGAAAGGAAAGGGGUCUUUCCCGUGUCCUUCGUCCACAUCCUGUCGGACUAGCGAGGAGGAGAACCCGGGACUGUCCACGCCCUCCAGCCCCGGGCCCACGUGUACAUAGCUGCUGUUACAGAACGGACCGCCGGCCACUCCGCACGGGGACGGCGCCGUGUGUCUUGUAAAUAAACGCCCUGUUAUCUCCCGCCUUCGCCAGUAUUAAUGGGAGCCGGGGACCGGCGUCUUCCCGGUUUGCCAAAGCCGUCCUGGCGUCUAGCACUUCCAUCUCCCUCUGUGCCGUCCUCCAAGCGAGCAGGAACCUGGGGACCACCGGCUCUGCCAACGGCAGUGGUCUCGGCCGGACCGUGCCCAGCGCCAGUGUCCUCGCCCGUCCCUGAGCAGGCACGGCCGCUGGCAGAAGGCGAUCUGUCUUCCGGGGAGACCGAGCUCCGCCAGGCUGCCUGCAGCCCGUGUUCAGUUUACAGCUCCACCGCCCGCUGGGCAUCAUGACAGCAAGCGCUCGGUUAACCGGGAGAGUGACCCUGCGGCAGGACAGGCACAGCCCGGCCUCAGGGCACGCACGCACCCCCCCCCCCUCGCCAGGUCGGCCAGUGGAUGCAGACGUCCGGGGAGCCGUGCCUGCCCCUGAGACGUUACCUCAUUAUGCAAAGAUGACGUAGCCUUCGUGACGACGCGGACAGACGCUGAGGCCCUCAGUGGAGCCCCUUUUCCAGGCCCGGGGGCUGCCAGGAGCGAGCCUUCCCUAAGGAGCCUUCCCUAAAGGGGCGUGCGCAGCGGGGGGCCCGCACGCUCUAACCUGAUUGCCAUUAAAAGCAGAGAUGAUAAGGUUGCGACGAUGUUUGUGUCUAGCCAGCCCCGUGGCUUUCUCCCACGCGUGUGGCUUUCCACGUCCUGUUGUUAUGAAUGAGCAUCCUCCCCGUGUGUGCAAGCAUCCAGUGUGUCCAUUCACGUUCUGUUCGCGGAGCUUUGUCCCUGACACGUGUAACCCCUGCAGAGGUCAGCCAGGAGGAGGACGGGCUGGAAGCCACCCUGCCCUCGGUCUCCCGCCCUAGAACCAGGUGCUGAAACCGCCUUCUCCUUCCUCCCGGCGCUCGGUUAAACCCCGAUCAUAGGAAGUCCCCAGCCCCACGCCCGGUUCCGCAGACACGUCUCCUUCAGGUCAGCCCAUCCCCGAGGCCCUGGCGCCGCUGUGGCCCCACGUGGGGAGUCUGUCCCCCGGAGGCCCCUGUCGGUCUCCUCCUCCCCCGUGUGAGUUGGGAAUUUGAAGAGAAUACAGCGGGUUCGCUGCUCCCACUGGCAGGGCUGAGCCCUGACCAGGGCCCCGGUGUCCCUCUGCCAUUGCAUUUGCUUCAUCUGCUCUGUCGGCAAACCGCACAGGAGACGGCGUUCUUACACAUGUAAUCUCGGCAGUGAGUGAGGCGUGUUCAUUUCACAGAAGCACAAUCCCUCCCGAACCAUUAGGAAAGCCGUCCCAGGCCGUCACGCCCCAUGCCGGUGAAUUUAGUUCCGCACACACUUAGAGAGCAUCGGGCAGCCGCGGGCUCAGGAAACCCCGUGGCAGGCCCGCCGCCCCCCUCAGCUGUGACUCCGGCAGCCAGAGUGCAGGCGCAGCCAGUGACCUGGGGGGUGGCCGGCAGCGUCUGCAGCCUCGAGACGCAGGCCACGCCCGCGUCAGGGCAGGAGGACACCCUCCCACGUCCCUGUCCCGGUUCGGUUCCACGUUUUCAGUUGCAUUAAAAAACUCAUCUUUGCAGCCUACAGUGUUUAACUGAUCUCAAAAUAACUGGUUUCUUAAGACACACACACACACACACACUAGAUGUCUGAGGCGACGCGGAAUCCAUGUCUGCUCUUCCCCUUCCCAGCAACGUGAACGCGUUCUUCACAUCUUUUCUUCUUUCGGGAUUGUCUCUGUUCUUUUCGGGCUUGUCACCAGGAAUCGGAGCUCUCUCCAGCUCGCUGGCCCUGGGACCCCUUGGCCGGUCUUAGUUUGAGUUGAAGUCUUGAUCCUUGUUCUGAAUCUCCGUGAGCCACCAUCUGCCGUUUUGUACAUGAGAUAGUAUUUUGAAGGUAUAGGAACUUAUGGGG